GUCAUUUAACGCACAGAGAAAGAUAGGCCCUGUUGCUCUCUACUUUAACUCGACUAUUGUGAUAACUGGACUAAAGGCCAUCUGAGAAAAACAAGCCACUCUAGGAAUGGGACGUGUCUAAAAUAAAAUUAUUUCGGAAAAGAAAACGAUGGAUAAAGACAUUCGACCGAAGAUGGAUGCAAACCAUUUUAACUGUAGCGUAGAGUCGCCAAGUAUGCCUUACAGUAGGCGAGUUUCACCUGACAGAAACUCGGUCGGGAAAACUGACUUUCAGUGUCCUAUAAAACGACAGGCAGUGAAAAGACAUCACCACAAACAUAAUUUGAAACAUAGAUACGAGUUUAUGGAGACGCUUGGAAAAGGCACUUAUGGGAAAGUCAAGAAAGCAAUCGAGAGAUCCGGUAGAAUGGUGGCCAUCAAAUCAAUCAGGAAGGAAAAGAUCAAGGAUGAGCAAGACCUUUUACACAUUCAUAGAGAGAUCGAGAUCAUGUCCUCUCUCAACCAUCCCUACAUCACCACCAUAUAUGAAGUGUUUGAAAACAAGGACAAGAUUGUCAUAGUGAUGGAGUACGCCAGCCGAGGAGACCUGUAUGACUAUAUCUGUGAGAAGCAGAGGAUCACUGAGUACGAGGCCAGACACUUCUUCAGGCAAAUCGUUUCAGCUGUGCAGUACUGCCAUCAGAAUGGGAUAGUACAUCGUGACCUGAAACUGGAGAAUAUUCUACUAGAUGGCAACGGUAAUAUUAAGAUAGCAGAUUUUGGACUUUCAAACAUUUACCAUAAGGAUGGGUACCUUCAAACCUUUUGUGGAAGUCCCUUGUAUGCCUCUCCAGAGAUAGUUAAUGGACUGCCAUACAAAGGUCCAGAGGUGGACACCUGGUCUCUUGGGGUCCUGCUCUACACCUUGGUCCAUGGGGCCAUGCCAUUUGAUGGGCACAACCAUAAGAACCUAGUGCAGCAGAUCAGCACUGGGAACUAUCGCAAACCAACAAACCCUUCAGAUGCCUGUGGUCUAAUUCGCUGGAUGCUGAUGGUGAACCCUGAGCGUAGAGCUACAAUAGAGGAGAUCGCUGGACACUGGUGGCUUAACUGGGGUUACCAACACUCCCUGCUGGCCGAUGGUGAGACUGCGGGGGUGGUGCCACCAGGUGGGACAACCAUGGCAACAACUCAGCAACCAGGGGGACUCACCCACAUUGUCAACUGGCUUCGUCGGACCUCUAGACCUUUACUAGAGAAUGGAUCCAAGAUGCGCUGUCUGCUGCGCUCCCAAGGAGGCAGUGGAGGAGAUGUAGUACGACAACGCUCCCUGCGGAGGUCUCGCAAAGAGAACAACGUCUCCCAGACCACACACGAAGUGGGGGCUCCCACCACUCGGCCCGCCAAGGGGAUCCUGAAACGACGAGGCAGUCUGAAGCAGAAGGCCCACAGCGAAGCUCCGUGCGCGGGGACAGAGGAACCACAGAGAGCCUUUGGCCUGUCCAUACCGACCCAGGUGCAGCCUGUUGCUUCUCUCCCCCGCAAGGGUAUUCUGAAGAAGCCUGUGGAGCGGGAGUCCGGCUACUACUCCUCCUCCCCCGAGAGCAGUGACUUACCCCAGAUAUCACAAGCUCACGUCUGCCCUUCAACAACACCCCACUCUAAAGGCAUCCUGAAGCACCAUGGCAAGUUCUCCUCAGGUGGCCUACAAGAUUUUGGUUCUUUGGACCAGCUAGCAGCCUCCCUGCCACGAGGGGGACCCAGAGCAAGGCCCAGCAGUGCCAUCAGCCAAGACAGUAUCCUCUCCUCAGAGUCCUUCGACCAACUGGACCUGCCUGAGCGUGUAAGGCCACCAGCACCAGUGGAACGCCCAGUCAAGAGCACCAUAAGAGGGUGUGUGUCUGCCGACAACCUGUUUGACCUUCAAGAAGAGCUGAGGCCGAGAGGACUUUGGGACUGCUACCGAUCUGGAGUUGCAGACAGCUCUUUCUCUAUCACUGACUGUGAGAACAUGACAGAGACCUACAAACAGGCCGUGGUGGUGGGGGGAGCAGCACCAAGCCGAGAACCAACCAGAGGAUCUGGACACAGCAUAGUAAACUAGGACAACUAUGGAACAAAAAUGUCCAAGACUAUUGAAACCUUUUAGCAGUGAUGUGUCAUGGUAGCUAUAAAGAAAGUGACAGUUUUGAUGCCAUCAUGCUCGUCUAAAGGAAGUACAGUACCAAAAACUGGGAUAUUCUGGGAUAUUUUUCAAAUGACUACGUUUUAAAAUGCCUCUUAAGAGGCACUAGAGGGCCAGACAUUUGGAUAUUUGUCAGAAACUGGCUUUUUAAGUCUGUUCUUAGCAUUUCAAUAUUGAUUUCUUUUUUGUUUUCUUUUUUUACAUGUGCAUGUCAGGAUGUGGGGAAAUUGGCAUUUCAUCAAUACCAAAGAUUCUAAAAAAGGAAUUAGUGAGCAAAGAUUUUUCAUCUCAUUGAAUAUGUCAACCAACCAGUGUGACAUGUUUUUGUGCUACAGGAGCCUUUCCAAUAAGCAAGCAUAUUUAUUCCUGGAUAAACUUUUGAGAUGACUCAAAAAGCUUGUGAGAAUUAUUUUGCAUGGUGGCAGAACCAGUAUAACUUGCCUCCAUUUUACAUCUCGCAGUUAAUUUAGAACAGAACAGGGAUUUACAGGAAAUGCAAUAGUUAAGGCGACUUUAAAACUGCACAAUAUGAAACAACUUUUUUUCUGGAAUUUAUGUAUAAGCUUUAGACAAGCGAAUGUAGUACUGAUUAAGUUAAUAUGUAAUCCUUUUAAGGAACUGAAAAAUGCCAUGAAGCCUUUGUCCAUGGGUUGAUUGCUUUAUGAGAAAAAGUCUAAAGGUGAGUUUGGUUGCCCUGUAAUCAUAACAGCAGGUGUUCGGAGUGAGAUUUUAUUGCUGUGCUGUUAAGUCAAUGUACAGUAUGUCUUGUAUAUGAUUAGGAUUUAUGCAAUUCAUCAAACUAUUUGGCUGUUUAAUAUGGCCACUCACAUGAAUGUUGAAUAAAUACACCAUUUCUAAUUGCACAAGAGAUGGUGGCCUAUUCAGCAUCAAGUUGCUUGCCAAUGACUGGAAUAUGCUUAAGACAAAUUGGAUUUAGAGGGAAAUUUGUAUCAAAUUUGUAUUUGGAGCUCUGAAUGUCAGCAGCAGCAAUCCAUAAACAUAUUUUUAAUAGUCUUUUAGCAGACGCUCUUAUCCAGAGCGACUUACAGUCGCAUAUUCAGUGGUAGUAAAGACAUUAGACUAAAGCAGCAAUAUCACUAACAACAAAUACUGAGGAUAUUGCUUUUCAAAUGUAAUUGUAUACAUUUCUUGUUGGGAUUUUGUUUGUGUUAAACAGGAAAGUGUGGAUUUUGUCUAGUCAUCCACUUGCACAUAAUUAUGUCAAAUGUGUCAUGAAAAUGGAAACACUGGAUUCUUCAGAAGCUUUUUUUUUUUUGGACCACAUUUAUAUUGGCCACAAUG
Hypomesus transpacificus is the source of this 3466-nucleotide messenger RNA. It is a transcript of the gene nuak2, whose product is annotated as NUAK family, SNF1-like kinase, 2. NCBI's taxonomy places the organism in Eukaryota, Metazoa, Chordata, Actinopteri, Osmeriformes, Osmeridae. The coding region runs from base 149 to 2083 and encodes 644 amino acids. Gene Ontology annotation, molecular function: protein serine/threonine kinase activity; tau-protein kinase activity; ATP binding. Gene Ontology annotation, biological process: intracellular signal transduction; microtubule cytoskeleton organization; protein phosphorylation. Gene Ontology annotation, cellular component: cytoplasm. The record is from RefSeq and is a predicted model, not a curated record. The transcript has 6 exons.